GCGAGAGAGAGAGAGAGAGAGAGAGAGAGAUCCAGAGGAAGAGAGGGGGGCUUCCAGACUGGAUGGGCCCAGCAGUGCCUUGAUGGAGCAUGGGCCAGGUUCUAGGAUUCUCCCACUGCAAGGAAUAUGGUUCUGUCUCCUCCACGCCUGAUUCAACACCUCCCUGCACUGACGGUGGGAAUGAGGAGUCUGAGCUGUACGACCUGCAGACGGCCAGGGAGUGGUCUGACGAAGAAGACGGGGGUCCGGAGGAUGAUGACGGUGGAGCUUCAUCCCCCUCCAUUUGGGGGACCCCGAGACAGAACUCCUUCGAGCCCACCUUCUCCUACAUCGCCAUCGCCGAGGCCGAGGCAGGUGGAGCCUCACGACAUCAUCGUGACUCAUCGUCAGGGAGCCGGCGGAGGGGCGGGGCCAGGGGAGGCCGCACCUCCCUGAUCCGCACGGACACCGUGGAAUCGCUCCUCCCCCUGGACUCCCCCGACGUGGAGUGGGACCCCCACAUCUUCCUCACCCUAGAGGAUGAGGAGGAGAGGGAGGAAAGGGAGAGGGACCCCCACAUCUUCCUCACCCUAGAGGAUGAGGAGGAGAGGGAGGAAAGGGAGAGGGACCCCCACACCUUCCUCACCCUAGAGGAUGAGGAGGAGAGGGAGGAAAGGGAGAGGGACGUCCACAGACAACCUGUGACAGUCCAGGAUUCUCUCCUAGAUACUGAGAUUGAACCUCAAGAGAGGGACACAGAGACCCAGAGAGAGGAGACAGAGCCCCUGGAGCCCCAGAACUACAGUCCCUCUGACAGCCACCAGGCCGCAUCACCACCCCCUGAGCCUGAGUCCCUCGUAACCAUGGAAACCACCGUCCCACUGCUCACGGCUGUGCGACCAAGAGGCGGCCUCACCGAUGACGUGUCAUCCACUUCCUCCACCUCCAUUGGUCGAAACACUCAGGAAGAGCUGGUUAGCGAACAGUGGUUUUCGGUGCUCAACCUAUCAGGCCCUACGAUAUGCACCCACAUAGCAGUGAUGGAUCUGAUCUACUGGAAGGACACAGAGCGUACAGGCAUGGUAUUCACAGGGCUGGUGGUGGGUUUGCUGUCCUUGUUCCAGCUCAGCAUCAUCACAGUCAUCUCCACCAUCUCCCUGGGGGCCCUGUGCUUCACCGUCUCAGUCAGCCUCUACUAUAAGAUCCUGCACGUGCUCAACAUGGGAGACGGAGUGCCCCCCUUCAAGGCGUAUCUAGAUUUGGAUAUCAGUUUCAGUGGGGAGCUGGCUGACCAAUACACGCAGAAGGUCAUCGUUGCAGCCGUCUCUGCUGCUAACUCACUCAAGAAUCUCUUCCUGGUUGGAAACCUCUUCGACUCUCUCAAGCUCCUGGCUCUGAUGUACCUGGUGACUUUCCUGGGAGACCUGUGUAAUGGCCUUACUGUGCUCAUCAUUGGUGUGAUCGCUCUAUUCUCUCUACCGCUGGUCUACAGGCAGCACCAGGCAAAAGUGGACGGCUUCGUUGCAGGAAUUCAGGCCAACGUUGACAACGCCAAGGACAUUCUCCACAGAAUUGCCCACGGUGGUGGUCCCACCCCUGACACAACCCCUGGCGGUGCCAAGCCCAAAACACAAUGAAGAGUCAUGGCGGACAGGAGAGGAGGAUGAGGAGCAGAGAAGAGGAGGAGUUACAGGCUGUCACUCAGAUGUCUUACUAAGCAGUCUGUUCUCAGAGCUCCAGAACGUGGAGUUUCUGAGAUGGGGGGGGGGGGGUCAAACCAUGGGGUUGGGACAUGAUGAUACUGUAUACUGUAUGGUGGGAUAGGGUAGCUUGCUAGUGGGUGAGGAUGAGGGAACGGGAGUGAUAUCUGGACGGGAGUAGUUGCUGUUUCGAAGGAAGGUUUAAGACACAGCUCAGUGUUAAAUGACCUACAUGGGUGAUUGUGGCUUGAAUGAUAGAGACUGUGGCAGUCCAGUAAAGUUAUAAGACUGAUUGGAACCUCGAACUCUAGGAGACCUGUGUGUUCCUUAUUGACAGCUGUAUAUCUGAACAGAGGGAAGUAAAAACUUCAGAAUAGAGUCCAGCGGGACUGGAGUUCACCAGGAGCUAGGACAGGGUCAGGCCCGGGUCAAAGGUUAGAGUUCACCAAACUAGAGUUCAUCAUUAUUCAUGGCAGCCUAACACUUGGAAUCAGGAUGUGUGUGUGUGUGUGUGUGUGUGUGUGUGUGUGUACACACAGUAUGUGUGAGUUGACAUGCAGCUUGCUGAUCUGAACCUGUUACCUGAGAGCUAUUAAAACCACAAUUUGUUCUUUUAA
Oncorhynchus nerka (sockeye salmon) is the source of this 2296-nucleotide messenger RNA. Its product is annotated as reticulon-2-like. The coding region runs from base 90 to 1616 and encodes 508 amino acids. The record is from RefSeq and is a predicted model, not a curated record. The transcript has 10 exons. Gene Ontology annotation, cellular component: endoplasmic reticulum membrane. NCBI's taxonomy places the organism in Eukaryota, Metazoa, Chordata, Actinopteri, Salmoniformes, Salmonidae.